This is a messenger RNA of Aspergillus uvarum CBS 121591, 1620 nucleotides long. Its product is annotated as putative cyclin. Gene Ontology annotation, cellular component: cyclin/CDK positive transcription elongation factor complex; nucleus. Lineage: Eukaryota; Fungi; Ascomycota; Eurotiomycetes; Eurotiales; Aspergillaceae. The transcript has a single exon. Gene Ontology annotation, molecular function: cyclin-dependent protein serine/threonine kinase activator activity. The annotation marks the transcript as partial. The record is from RefSeq and is a predicted model, not a curated record. Gene Ontology annotation, biological process: positive regulation of DNA-templated transcription, elongation; regulation of transcription by RNA polymerase II.
CACCGCCCGGGUCCACGGCCUGUUCCUGCGCCUUCAAAUGCCGUCCUCGUUGCUACCCAAGCUCAAUGGCUCUUCACCGAUGAGGAGCUCACACGAACGCCGUCACAGCUCGAUGGUAUGAAGAUGGAGGCGGAAAAUACCUCCCGCAGCAAGGGCGUAAAUUUCAUCUCCCAGGUGGGGAUCAUGCUCAAACUGCCGCAACUCACGCUUGCGACGGCCGCCGUCUACCUCCAUCGUUUUUUUAUGCGAUACAGUAUGGUCGAUCUACCGCAACGACCCGGAAUGCACCCCUACCCCAUCGCUGCUACGGCCUUGUUCCUGGCUACAAAGGUUGAUGAAAACGUGCGGAGGAUGAAGGAGCUUGUGGUUGCUUGCUGUCGGGUCGCUCAGAAGCAGCCGAAUCUGGUGGUUGAUGAGCAGUCCAAAGAGUUCUGGAAAUGGCGCGACACGAUCCUCGUCAACGAGGAUACCCUACUGGAGGCGCUGUGCUUCGACCUGCAGCUGGAAGAGCCGUAUCGCAUCCUCUACGAAUUCCUGCUGUUCUUCAACGUGGCCGAUAACAAACAGAUGCGCAAUGCGUCAUGGGCUUUCGUCAACGACUCGAUGUUUACCGUCCUCUGCUUACAGUUUACCGCUCGCAACAUCGCCGCCGCCGCCCUGUACGCCGCCGCCAAGCACUGCGACGUCGGAUUCGAAGACGACGAACUCGGUCGGCCCUGGUGGGAGCAAAUCGAUGUGGACAUCAACGAGGUGCGUCGUACGGUCACGAGAAUGGCACAUUUAUAUGAAAACAAUGCCCUGCAAAGAAACACGUACUAUCUGUCCGCCCCCACCGCAUCAGACGAGGGUACUGAGAAGACCAGGAUCCCGCGCGCGGGCGGUACGACGGAGCCCGCGCCAGGAGCAGACCCCGUCAACGGGCGUAAGCGGUCCAGGGAGCUCGAAGAGCAGACUCACGACCGCAACCUGCACGAAUCGACUACAUCGCGCGACCACGAGCCAAAUAGACAGAAUGGUACACGGUCGCCGAAGCGACAGCGGAGGGAAUCGGAAGGCGUGGUGGCCGAAAGAGGCCUUGCGCAUGAAUCCUCGACUGUCCCCCACUCUAACGGAGGGCCACCGGCAUCUCAAGACCGACACCACGGCAACAAUCACGUCUCUGCGGGACAACUCCCGCCGCCUCCCCAUCACUCAAAACCACGCCAUCCGCAUCCCCUGCCCCCUGCCCCUCGACCGUUUCCUCGCCGUGAUAGCGCCAGCCGGGGGAGUAAGCCGGGGCAACCGGUGGAUCCGAUCCAGCAACGGAUCGACGAGAUUGUACAACAGAACAUGUCCUCCCACGGGUCUCCGGGCUCUGCUCGACCUGAGCGACGGCCAAUCGACCGUCAUCGCAGCGACUGGGACGUAGAAUCAGACGAGCGCAGACGACGCCCGUCUGCUGGUGGCAGGAAGCCAUCCUACGAAGAACAAUCGAACCACUCCCGUGCGCCACCUCCGCCUGCUCCUCCACCUCCGCCUCCGCCACCUCCUCCAGAAGAAGCCCGGCCACCGUCACCGGCACCAACGAAAGCCGUUGAGAAUUAUGAUGAGGGUGGAGGAAGUGAAGAGGGCGAGCUUUGA